Messenger RNA from Mus pahari (shrew mouse), 1670 nucleotides. It is a transcript of the gene Hoxb6, whose product is annotated as homeobox B6. NCBI's taxonomy places the organism in Eukaryota, Metazoa, Chordata, Mammalia, Rodentia, Muridae. Gene Ontology annotation, molecular function: DNA-binding transcription factor activity, RNA polymerase II-specific; RNA polymerase II cis-regulatory region sequence-specific DNA binding. Gene Ontology annotation, cellular component: nucleus. Gene Ontology annotation, biological process: regulation of transcription by RNA polymerase II; anterior/posterior pattern specification. The record is from RefSeq and is a predicted model, not a curated record. The transcript has 4 exons. Bases 103 to 1032 code for a protein of 309 amino acids.
CUUUUGGACACCACACCUAGUCAUCAUGAAGGCUAAAUGGACAAUCUGCCCAGGACUGCAGCCUGAUAUCAUUUUUCAAAGCCAGAACUUACUCCAUUUUCUAUGCAAAUGUCAGAAAAGCGAAACAACCUCUCUCUCAAGUCUGAGAAGGGGAAACGACGGCUCUCAGGUUGGGACAAUUUUAUCUGGAAGCUGAAGAAGAUAUCGAACGCUCCUUUUUCCCUCCCUCCCCAUCCUUUUGAAUCCGGAGGAGGGCAAAACCCCACAAGUUCUGCAAAGGCGCGGCGCUCGGACUAUAAAACACAACAAAUCAUAAACCCGGCGGAGCAGCAGCGGCCGCGCGCGCCUCCCCUCUCGAUGAGUUCCUAUUUCGUGAACUCCACCUUCCCCGUCACUCUGGCCAGCGGGCAGGAGUCCUUCCUGGGCCAGCUGCCGCUCUACUCGUCUGGCUAUGCGGACCCGCUGCGGCACUACCCCGCGCCUUACGGGCCGGGACCCGGCCAGGACAAGGGCUUUGCUGCGUCCUCCUAUUACCCACCAGCCGGCGGCGGCUACGGCCGGGCGGCGCCCUGUGACUAUGGGCCGGCGCCUGCCUUCUACCGGGAGAAGGACGCGGCCUGCGCCCUCUCCGGCGCCGACGAGCCGCCCCCGUUCCACUCCGAGCCGCGCAAGUCCGACUGCGCACAGGACAAGAGCGUGUUCGGAGAGACCGAGGAGCAGAAGUGCUCUACGCCCGUCUACCCGUGGAUGCAGCGCAUGAAUUCGUGCAACAGUUCCUCUUUUGGGCCCAGCGGUCGGCGAGGCCGCCAGACCUACACACGCUACCAGACCCUGGAGCUGGAGAAGGAAUUUCACUAUAAUCGCUACCUGACCCGCCGGCGGCGCAUAGAGAUCGCGCACGCCCUGUGCCUGACCGAGCGGCAGAUCAAGAUUUGGUUUCAGAACCGGCGCAUGAAGUGGAAAAAGGAGAGCAAACUGCUCAGUGCGUCUCAGCUCAGUGCGGAGGAGGAGGAAGAAAAGCCAGCCGAGUGAAGGUGCUGCAAAGGGAGGGGGGACGCGAAGGGAGAGGUCUGUGGGGGAACCUAGGGCACCAGAAAGCCCCAGAAGGCUCUGCGGUCGAGGGAGUCUGGGGACUUGCUGUCCAGAGCACGAUGGGCAGGGCCCAGUGCUUGCCUGGAUGCCCCCUUCUGCAGAGCUCUUCCUGGGCGCUUGGCGGAUGCCCACCCAGCACCCUAGCGCCUCCUCCCUCCCCCGAAGAACCCAGCUUGGCCUCAUCAGGCUCUCUGGUGAACUGAGAAUCGGACUCACUUGAUGUCUCCUGGAAGCAGAGCAGAAUGCUCAUGUCCUUGUCGAGUCUCAUUUCGUCCAUGUCCCCCGUGCACGGUUCAAUGGUAGAUUCGCUGUCCCCUCAGCAGGGACCUGAAAGACUCCCUAACCCCAGACUUGUCUCUCCUACCCCCUCCCCAAAGCCACUGGAAGGAGCACAUACUACCUAGAAGGAAGAAGAGGAGCCUCAGAAGAAAACAAAGUUCUAUUUUAUUAAUUUUCUAUGUGUUGUGUUUGUAGUCUUGUCUUAGCUCCGGACGUGAAAUACUUCGGUAAUAAUAUUAAUAUUAUUAAUAAUGAUUAUGAUGAUGAUGAUGAUAAUAAUAAAGAUGUGAAAACUCGCA